GACAGGGACGAAGGAAGGGUCUAAGAUCGGCUCAAUUCCUGUUCGCGUUGGUUAUGACGGCCAAGUCGGGGGGUCCGGAAGCCAAGGGUCCGAGUAAUUAGCCCCGUGUUAUCUCGGGGCCCGGAAUCGGCGGAAUUCGAUACAGCAGCACCGUAUCGAUGGAAAUUUGGCGAGCCUGUUCGUUCGCCGAAGAUGAUGCGAUAGUGCGUUACAGUUUGCCGGUGGUGAGGUAUUACUCCUUCCCUUAUUCAACCGCGAGUGAGGUGUGAAGUUCCGGUGCGGGAUUUCGCAACAUGUCGUCGUCAAUCACCUCCCCGAACAACACCGAUCGCUGCACCUGGCAUCAGGGGUUCUCGCCGAGGAGAUCCUGGAUCACCAUCCCCUGCCUUACACUCUUCAUUUUUUUCGCCAUCAUGCCGCAAGAGGGGCAGGGUGGCUACCACGAGAAACGGCUGCUGAACCACCUCCUGGCGAACUACAACACCCUGGAACGUCCCGUGGCGAACGAGAGCGAGCCGUUGGAGGUGAAGUUCGGGCUGACGCUUCAGCAGAUCAUCGACGUGGACGAAAAGAACCAAAUUCUGACUACGAACGCGUGGUUGAACCUGGAGUGGACCGACUACAAUCUUCAGUGGAACGAAUCGGAAUACGGGGGAGUAAGGGAUCUGAGAAUAACACCGAACAAGCUAUGGAAACCGGACGUCCUGAUGUACAACAGCGCGGUUGAGGGUUUCGACGGGACAUACCACACAAACGUGGUGGUCAAGCAUAACGGCAGUUGCCUGUACGUUCCUCCGGGCAUCUUCAAGAGCACAUGCAAGAUAGACAUCACUUGGUUCCCCUUUGACGACCAACACUGUGACAUGAAGUUCGGAUCCUGGACCUACGACGGGAACCAGCUCGAUCUGGUGUUGAACUCGGAAGAGGGUGGCGACUUGUCAGAUUUCAUCACGAACGGCGAAUGGUACCUAAUCGGUAUGCCGGGCAAGAAGAACACCAUCGUCUACCAGUGCUGCCCCGAGCCCUACUUCGACGUCACGUUCACCAUUCAGAUACGUCGACGGACUCUCUACUACUUCUUCAACCUGAUUGUGCCCUGCGUUCUUAUCUCGAGUAUGGCUCUGCUGGGCUUCACACUGCCGCCGGACUCCGGAGAGAAACUCACCUUAGGAGUAACAAUUCUUCUAUCGCUGACGGUAUUCCUGAAUCUCGUGGCGGAAAGUAUGCCCACGACGUCCGACGCCGUUCCCUUAAUAGGAGUGACCAUCUUGCUAUCGCUGACGGUGUUCCUGAAUCUCGUCGCCGAGACCCUGCCGCAGGUUUCCGACGCGAUACCCUUGUUAGGGACGUACUUCAACUGCAUAAUGUUCAUGGUCGCUAGCAGCGUCGUCCUGACCGUUGUCGUACUCAACUACCACCAUAGAACGGCGGAUAUUCACGAGAUGCCUCAAUGGAUAAAGACAAUCCUGCUCCAGUGGCUCCCCUGGAUCCUGGGAAUGAGCCGACCGGGUAAGAAGAUCACGAGGAAGACGAUCCUGAUGAGCAACCGGAUGAAGGAGCUCGAGCUUCAGGAACGGAGCAGCAAGAGUCUCCUGGCGAACGUCCUCGACAUCGACGACGACUUCCGUCACGGGAACAGCGCCGCGGCGAACCCUUCAGCCGGGUAUAUACGCAGGUCGGCGUACGGAACGCCGCUCUCGGGGAGACCGGCGACGGUCGAGGAGACGUCGGCUUCCUUGCCUCUCAGCGGAACGAGGAGAGAACUCCAGACGAUCCUGAGGGAGCUGCAGUUCAUCACGAACCGGAUGAAGAAGGCUGACGAGGAAGCGGAACUCAUCAGCGACUGGAAAUUCGCCGCGAUGGUCGUCGACAGGUUUUGCCUCAUCAUAUUCACGAUGUUCACCGUCAUCGCGACCGUCGCCGUGCUACUUUCGGCACCGCACAUCAUAGUCCAGUAGUAGACUGCCCAAGCCCAGCCACCGAAUGACACCAUGGACGAAACCACCGUCGACUCCUCGUCAUGGUCGUAGGAUUGUAUUUCCAGACCAGAAGAGAAGGAGACGUCCAUGUUUGAACGUGAGGACGAUAAGCCUCUCGGUGGCAGCCUCGCCUGAAAUUCGACGGAACUAAU
Diprion similis is the source of this 2131-nucleotide messenger RNA. RefSeq names its product acetylcholine receptor subunit alpha-type acr-16 (gene nAChRalpha6). Gene Ontology annotation, cellular component: neuron projection; synapse; postsynaptic membrane. The transcript has 14 exons. The record is from RefSeq and is a predicted model, not a curated record. Gene Ontology annotation, molecular function: acetylcholine-gated monoatomic cation-selective channel activity; transmembrane signaling receptor activity. Gene Ontology annotation, biological process: regulation of membrane potential; nervous system process; signal transduction. Lineage: Eukaryota; Metazoa; Arthropoda; Insecta; Hymenoptera; Diprionidae. Bases 294 to 1958 code for a protein of 554 amino acids.